This is a messenger RNA of Hydra vulgaris (swiftwater hydra), 1004 nucleotides long. RefSeq lists its product as uncharacterized. Gene Ontology annotation, molecular function: oxidoreductase activity, acting on the CH-CH group of donors. NCBI's taxonomy places the organism in Eukaryota, Metazoa, Cnidaria, Hydrozoa, Anthoathecata, Hydridae. Gene Ontology annotation, cellular component: membrane. The record is from RefSeq and is a predicted model, not a curated record. Gene Ontology annotation, biological process: lipid metabolic process.
GUUUUGAUUAUUAAAAAUUUUAGUUUACCGAUUACAUUUAGUGAAAGGCAAAAAAAAUUUCGUUUAAAAAUCAUGGGUAACUUCUUUUCUCAAUUGGAUCGAAAUAUAUUGGCAAAAGCUGCAGUUGCUGAUUUAGGUAUCCAAUGGGUUGGUUGCGCGGCGGCUUUAUUGUUUAAAACAGAGAGGUUUUAUGAUUUAACAGGAUCUUCGACGUUUCUUUACAUGACGUGGGUCACUUUAACAUGGGCUAAAAGAGGAUCAAAACUACCAAUUUUUCCCCGUCAAAUAAUACAAAACGCAUGCGUUUCAAUUUGGGCUAUACGAUUAGGAACUUAUCUUUUUUCUCGUAUUCUACAUGACGGCGAAGACAGGCGUUUUCGUAAAGCUAAAGAAAGCCCAAUGUUGUUUUGGACAUUUUGGACAAUUCAAGCUUUAUGGAUAUGGACGACUCUCUUACCUACAAUGAUGCUUAACAUAAAAAGUCACGAUAAACCAUUAGGUAUGCGUGAUUAUAUCGGUUGGGGAAUAUUUGCAGCGGGCUUUUUAAUAGAAACAGUUGCUGAUAAUCAAAAAUCUCGUUUUCGUGCUGAUCCUGAAAAUCGCGGAAAAUUUAUAGAUAGCGGUUUAUGGAGCUUAUGUCGGCAUCCAAAUUAUCUUGGUGAAAUUUUGCUAUGGAGCGGAUUAUUUUUACCAGCAUCUUCUGUACUUCGAGGAAAAGAGUUACUCAGCAUUAUAUCUCCAAUUUUCGUUACCUUUUUACUUACUAAUGUUAGUGGUAUUCCGAUACUUGAACAAUACGCUGACAAAAAGUGGGGAAAUCUAGUUGAAUAUCAAACUUACAAAGCCAAAACAGCCAAACUAAUUCCAUACGUUUGGUAAUGUAAUUAACAUUUAUUGUUUUGCUUGUUUAUUUUUGUUAUAGGUUUUUUUCCGUUGUAUGAAAUGCGUUUUUUAUAUGAAACUUAUUUUUUAAUAAAUUGACAGAAAAUAUCCUUUUAAAUUUG